UGUAGUUUGUUUCAGUUUUCAGCUUCAUAUAAAAACAACCAUUUAUUAUUAAAAUAAAAUUUCAAAAAAAUGAAAUAAAAUAUGUAUUGACACAUGAUUCUUCAAUUUAUAGUCUAAUUUACAAUUAGUAAUGGAAAAAACUAUUUUCAAAACCGCACAUUAAUAAACUGGAGUAAUUUUAGAAAACAAUUAUGGAUUAUAAAAUUUCAAACUAUCUCUUAAUUUUCUAUUUCGCACAAUUUCUAAUAACACCUGAAGCAACAAAACCAUUGCAAGUGAUCUACGCUGUUAAUGCUGGUGGGCAAGAACAUAUUGACAAAAACGGAAUACAUUAUCAAUCUGACCCUUUACGUGGCAAAAUUGGAACGGAAUCUGAUUAUGGAAAAUCUUUACUAAUGAUAGCCAGAGCUCCCGAAAAUGAUGAAAUUCUUUAUCAAACAGAGCGUUAUCACACGGCCACUUUUGGAUAUGAUAUUCCUAUAGCUGGUGAUGGUGAAUACGUACUCGUAUUAAAGUUUUGUGAAGUAUAUUUUAAUGCCCCAAAUAUGAAAGUAUUUGACGUUGUAUUAAAUGGAGAUCACACAGUAAUCGCAGAUUUGGACAUUUUUGCUAACGUUGGAAAAGGAGCAGCACAUGACGAGUAUGUUUAUUUUACAAUUUCUAGAGGUCGUCUAUAUUAUAAAGAAGAAGAAUCAGAAAUUCGUGGAGGAAAAAUUCGUAUUGAAUUUAUAAAAGGAAUAAAAGACAAUCCUAAGAUAAACGCUUUUGCUUUAUUGAAAGGAGAUGUGGCUAGAUUACCGAAAUUACCACCCGCUGGUAAUGAAGCAAUUCAAAUGCCCCAAACUUCAAUGGAAACUGAAAUACCCAAUGAAGAUAUUAUUGAGAAGCCUAUUUCUCAAAAAGUCAGAAAAACAAGCGGCCCUAAACAACCAAAUCCGUAUUCUAUGGAUGAUUCGUCAGUUAUGUUGCCUGUUAUUAUUGCUUUAGGAGCAUUUAUACCAUUACUGUUUUGUCUAUGCAAGCUGUGAUUUUCUUUUAAAUAUGUAAUUUUUGACUAUGUAGACUAAAGGAGUUUAUCGAAUUUUUGUUUUUUUUUUUUAGGCAAAUUUAAUAGAUAAAUAAAAAAAAUAUAAUGUUAUUUUACCAUUAA
This is a messenger RNA of Condylostylus longicornis, 1150 nucleotides long. Its product is annotated as malectin-A. Bases 192 to 1028 code for a protein of 278 amino acids. Gene Ontology annotation, molecular function: carbohydrate binding. The record is from RefSeq and is a predicted model, not a curated record. The transcript is spliced from 5 exons. Gene Ontology annotation, cellular component: membrane. NCBI's taxonomy places the organism in Eukaryota, Metazoa, Arthropoda, Insecta, Diptera, Dolichopodidae.